CUGCGACCUCCCUCCAUUGGAAAAGAUCUUGCCCGAAAAAGAAAAGAAGGUAGAUCCUGGGACGUAGUAACGGAAACAAAACAUUCAAAAACACAUUUAUGAUCACGUCAUUCAGCAAGAGCACUCAACAUCGCUCUCUAUGGCACGUUUGAACGGGCAAGCCAGAAGACCACAAUUACAAAUAAGAAGGUCCUAGCUAGAAAUUUGGGAGUGGGAUUGCAUUGGUGUGUUAGCUAGGUUGCUAGCAUUAUAGCUAAAAAGCAAGGGUAAACUUCAGUAGCCAGUUUGCUAAUAUCAGCUGCUACGAGCAGGACUGUACAUCUACCUCCUUCGUUAUUUUUCUUUAACAAAUGGGAUCCGUUUAUUACUUCGUGGACGCCGAAACUGCCGAGUUGGACGCUACAAGUAAAAUUAUACGAUUACUGUUUUGACCUGUUAUUAGCAUAACAGUUUAACGGUAUUUAUUAUCAAGUAGCCAGCUAGCUAAUUGCUAUCGGUUUUUAACACGGGCCAUAGACUGAUCAUUGGAGAUCGUUGCAGAAAGGUAGCUAGCUAGCUUCAUAGCUGGCUAUCCAUACCCGGCAACUACUAGCUAAAUGCAAAGGAAAUUGGAAACUUUUAGCUAGCUAGCUAGCUAAACACAACCCGAAAAAACUUAACUCAGACCAUCUGAUUAUCUAAAUAAAUGGAAAUGCAAACGUUGCGUAGAUCAUGCAUUGGAUCGUAAAACCAUUGUUCCAGAUUGGAUGAGGAGCUGCGAAGAUAACAGGAUUGCCCCCUUUGGUAUUAUUGAAUUUCGAAGUAUUCCCAUUUUAACGUGAACGGAGGAUAAACACGCCGAGGAAAAUGUCUGGCGCUAAAGAGAAUUCUUGUAGAAAAUUCCAAGCGAACAUUUUCAAUAAAAGCAAAUGCCAAAACUGCUUUAAACCGCGGGAGCUGCAUCUAUUGACGGACCAAGAUCUGAACCAGGCCAAGCCCAUUUAUGGAGGCUGGCUGUGUUUGGCCCCCGAGGGAACGGAUUUUGACAAUCCAAUGCAGCGAUCCAGGAAAUGGCAACGGCGAUUCUUUGUCCUGUAUGAACACGGCUGCUUGCGCUUCGCUUUGGAUGAAUCGCCAAGCACUUUGCCGCAAGGAACAGUAAACAUGAACCAGUGCGUAGACGUCAUCGACGCGGAACCCAGGACUGGGCAGAAGAACGCGCUGUGCAUCAUCACGCCUGAGCAGGAGUACUUCAUCCGCGGUGAAAACAAAGAGAUCAUCAACGGAUGGAGUGAACAGCUGGUGGUAUACCCUCGGACCAACAAGCAGAACCAGAAGAAGAAGCGCAAGGUUGAACCCACCACUUCCCAGGAGCCGGGCCCGGCCAAGGUAGCUGUGACCGGCUCUGGAAUCCCUGAAGCAGAGAAGGUUCCAGAUUCCCGCUCGAUCAUAUGGCAGGAAGAGCUUCAGAGCAGGGAGGCAGAUGUGGCACAGGUGUGGCCUUCAGCUGACAUCCCUGCCCUCGGCUCACCACUGCCCCCCACAGCGGAAGCGGCGUGUGCGGACCUGAACUCUGACCAGGGCUCGGUGAACGGUGACGAGCUGGACCGCGCCGGGCUCCCGCUCCCCGGCCCUGCCCCGCUGCCCGCCCUGGACAUCCUGUCUCCCACGGGCAGCACGUCCAGCAGGCUGAGCGGGGAGCUGGGGGGCGUCCCGCGCUGCCUCUCCCCAGCGCCCAGCGACCCCUUCCCCUCGGGCAGCAGCCUGCUGUCCAACGGCUCCCACAUCAGCGGCUCCAUGAGCUCCCUGGACUCGGACGCCAGCGGCAGCACCGUCGCCAGCACCGACAGCCACCGCGCACCCGGCCUCCACGACGCCACGCGCGCCCGCCGACACGAGGCCGAGGCCCGCAAGGCCGAGAAACGCAGCCGCGUGCGCAGCCCCGAGAGGCUCUUCAGCCCCGAGAGGAGUCGCUCCAACGUGAUCGAGAAGCUGGAGGCCCUGGAGCUGGAGAACGAGAGGAUGGAGGUGGAGGAGGCAGGCCGGGGCGGGGCGCGGCAGGGCCGCAGCGCGACACGGCGGUUCCAGAGAGAGGAGCAGAGGACUGAUCCGGCACAAAGUUUAGAUUUUCACCAUUCCACCCUUCCUCCCCUGAGAAGAGCCAAGUCACUGGACAGAAGGACCACGGAAUCUGUCAUGACACCAGACUUGCUGAACUUCAAGAAAGGCUGGAUGGUGAAAUUGGAUGAACAGGGGCAGUGGAAGAAAUACUGGUUUGUGCUGACGGACCACAGUCUGCGAUACUACAAGGAUUCCAUUGCAGAGGAGGCCUCUGACCUAGAUGGGGAGAUAGACCUGACUACCUGUUACAAUGUUACUGAAUACCAGGUCCAGAGGAACUAUGGCUUCCAGAUACAUACCCAGGAGGCGGUGUACACACUGUCUGCCAUGACUGGUGGUAUAAGGCGGAACUGGAUACAGGCGGUGAUGAAGAACGUGCGUCCCUCCACUGCACCAGAUGUGGCCAGCCUGGCGGACGAUCACGGGCCUUGCGGGCCCCUGGAAAGCCUGCUGAAGCCUGACGUGACGCAGGACUCUCCCUCCUCCGAAACCUCGUCCGUGGAGAGGGAGCCGGGGCCCAAGAAGAGCCGGGCCAGAGAACGGCGGCGCGAGGGCCGCUCCAAGACCUUCGACUGGGCCGAGUUUCGCCCCAUAGCCCAGGCCCUGGCCCAGCAGCGGGCCCAAGAAGCCGACACCCUCCAGGCUGAGCUUGCAGACCUGGAGCGCAGCAAAAGGCGCGAGGAGCGCCGGAAGAGGUAUGAAUCUGUGACAGGCCCGCCACUGGACACCGCCGUAGACAGUGGCAAGAUGGACGUCGAGAGCAGUGGUAUCAGUCAGCCCCAGACCCCCUCCCCAGAGCGACAGCAGAGGGUGCAGGACGAGAUCGAGCAGCACUGGCAGCAGGUGGAGAGCACGCCCAUCCGGGAUGAACGGCAGGUGCCCUUGUCUUCAGCUCUGCAGAGCACUGAGACAGACGAGCUGGAGAAGCUGCUAGAAAGUUACAAGAAAGGGGUAGAAGAGCUGAAACUGCAACUUGAGAGUUGUCACCACCAGUUAUCGGAUUCCAACCACCAAAAGCUGGAGCUGGAGAACCAGCUGAGAACAGCACUGGAGCGUGAGCAGCAGGUCCGGUCUGGCUACAUCUCACCGCUGGAAUCCCCUUUGGGUCUUGAGGCUGAACUUGAGUCCCAGAAGAAGAUACAAGAGCUGGUUAGUUCUCAGGCUCAGAACCUAAAAAAGAAGUACCAGGAAACCAAAGAGCUCCUUCAACAACAAGAAUUGAAAAAGCGCAGCAUGCAGGCACAGCUUGGCCUUUCUGUAUUACCACUGUCCACCAAGGAACCCUAUCUAACCAAAGUCCAAAGCUCAGCCAUCUCCGAAACCCAGCCAUCUGAUCCAAUUCACACAAAAACAUUUAGCAUUUUGCUGCAGGAUAGGGAAGGCAAGCUUCAGGAGCUUGAGAAAUUGAUUUCUGGAAGUCCAAUAACUGUGAGAGGGUUAGUGAAAUUGCUGGGCUCCCACAGUGAGUUCUCCCAGGAGGAUCGUAUUCACACUGUGGAAGGGCACGAGCUAGGCAACCUUGGGGACAGGACCUGUUGUCAAAAGGUGUUUGAUAGCCUGAAAUAUCAUCAAGAUUUAGAGAUUGAGGCCCUCAGGAGGAGCCUGUCCAAGGCUGGUGAGAGCAUUCGUGACUAUGAAGUGCGAUUGCUGCAUAUGGAGGGAAUGCUGGGAAGGGCACAGCGACAAAAAAUGGAAAGUCUAAAGGGCCGCUAUGGGCCGCCAUAUCAAAUUGAGGAUUAUGCUGAAGCAAAUGAGUUUAGGAGGCUCUCACAACAGGUGGAGUUGCUCACCAAUGAGAAUAAGGUGCUGAAUCAACGAUCCCAGGAGAUCUUAAACCAACUGACUGAGGCUGAUCGAGAGAUAGAGAGGUUGAAGGCUGAGCUCUUCAACCAGCAGGGUGGACAGCAACACAUUCUAGUGGUGGAGGAACUGAAUCAAGUCAAAGCAAAACUGGCAGAGAGGGAAGCAGAUUCUUUUGACAGAGAAAUUUGUGAGAGAGAGUUAAAUAAGAAGUCUCAAAAGCUGCAGGAGGCUCUCAUCAGAAUCGAGGUUCUGAGCACCAAUCUGAAGGACACCGAGAAGAAGCUGCACUUAAAGGAAGCCACUCUGAAGGGUUUAGGCUUCCAGGUGACAGAAGACAAUGACAGUCUUUUGCUUCUGGAGGAGAAGGAAGAGCUGUGCCAUCGGCUGCAAGCCACAGAGGCCCGACUGGUUGAACAGGAGAGGCAGCUGUGCUCUGCUGUGAAGUCGUACACAGAGCUCCAGGCCCAGAAUGCAGAGCUCAAAGCGAACAACCAAAAACUGGAAAGCAUCUAUUGCCAGAGGCUUGCUGAGGCACAGAGUAAAAUUAGCAUGAUGCAAGAGAACAUUGAGGGAUUUAGGAAGUCAGAGCAAGGGGAAGGAGAAGUACACGGAUGUAAGGAGCAGGCGCGUGGUUCUGAAAGACCUGUUUCAGACGAGAAAGGUAUUCAGCAAGUAGUAGAAGACAUGAAAAUGAAGUCAGAGGCUCUCCGUGAAGUUUGUGAGGUGAUAGCGAAGGUAGAUAUUAAUGUAGAACCAAUGUUUAAGGAGUGGAAAACCCUCCUGCAUUCUGAAGGAGAGAAUGUGGAAGUGAAUCAGGAAGUGAGGAGCAAAUUGCUUCUCGAAGGAGAGUUUUGGGCACAAUUGUUGAGUGCGGUCAAGGGUAGUGCGGUGGAGUUGAAUGAAAGUGAGGCUGUAGGUAGCCUUGUACACGAUGUGGUACAGCGCAUGAUGGUUGAGAAGAGGAUGUUACUUUUAGCAAAUACUCUCUUUCCCCAAGAAAAGAUGGGGAUACAUGUGGGUGACAAAGGAAUAUGUGACAAAGUAGAAGGGAUAGUCCAUGUAUACAGUCCUAGUGAUGGCCUGAAAACAACUGAAAAUGUUGAAGGUGAAGUUAGCACCCAUGUUAAUACAGAGAAAAGAGUUUUAUAUGCAAGUGAUUGGCUUGGUAAUGAUAUCAAUGCUGCCAUCUGGAAAGAUCUCCUGGAGACCCUACAAGAGAAAAUUUUCUUGUUGAAUCAAACUGCCUCCAUUAUGCAUGCCUCCUCAGACACAGAGCUCCACUCUUUGGUGCUAAAACUGUGUGAUUCUCAGAACCAGAAGAAAGAUUGGGUUGCAUAUAUUCAGGAGGCAUCAAUGGAAGCCCAUUCAUCAUAUCUGAUGAGCAGGCUAGAUGUUGCACACAAGAAGGAGGUUGAUGAAUUGCAGCUGAGACUUGAGUCUUUGGAAACUGGCUGCAUAAAUUGUGCCAAAUGGAAGAGGCAGAAUGAAGAGCUUCAAAGCAAAUUGGAGACUAAGCAGAGGGUCGGGGCAGACCUCCAAAGCCCAAUGACAUGGGAAGACAAGCCAGUGAUGCACAUCCAGAUUGAGGGAGAGCCGAUUGACUCACUGGAUAAGGCCAUCCAGCUGCAAGAUAUGGUGGCAAAGCAUAAGAAAGAGCUGCGGGAGGUGAAGGAUGUCUAUGAGCUGGAGGCAAACAAGCUGAGACAAGAGCUGGACAGGACAGGAGAGACCCUCAGACUGAGGUCAGAAGAAAAUGUCAAGGAGAUCGACUCCCUGACCAUCUGCAUGGAGAACAUGAAGAGAAAGCAUGAGGUGGAGAGAAGCACCCUGGAGGACAGCUUUGAGAAGAAGAUGGAGGAGGUCAGGAACACAGCUGAGGCCCCGUGUGCCGCUUCCUCGCUGAAGGAACGCAUAAAGGAGCUGGAGUCCCAGGUUUCUGUCAUGACGGAGGACAUGAAGCAGCGUGGACGUGAAGAUGAUGCGGCCACUCUCCGCCUGAAAUACGAGAAAGACCUUGAAAACCUGAAGGCCACGUGCGAGCGAGGCUUCACGGCCAUGGAGGAGUCCCACCAGAAGGUGAUCGACGAGCUGCAGCGAAAGCACCAGCGCGAGAUGGAGAACCUGCAGGAAGAGAAAGAGAGGCUGCUGGCUGAGGAGACUGCAGCCACCAUCGCCGCGAUCGAAGCAGUGAAAAAUGCACACCGCACAGAGCUGGAGAGGGAGCUGGACAAGGCACGCAAAGCUAACUGCAAUGCGGAGAACGCCGAUAUCGAGGAAAUCCAUAGGCUACACGAUGAGGAGCUGUGUUCCUUCCACCGUGAGAUCGAGGUGCUGUCAGAGCAGUAUUCUCAGAAGUGCCUGGAGAAUGCACACCUGGCCCAGGCUCUGGAGGCUGAAAGGCAGGCACUGAGGCAGUGUCAGCGGGAGAACCAGGAGCUCAAUGCGCACAACCAGGAGCUGAACAACCGCCUUGCUGCAGAGAUCACCAAACUGCGGUCGAUGACCAGCGACGAGUCAGGCGACGCCUGUCCCAUGAUCCAGGGAAAGGAGCUGUAUGAGCUGGAGGUGAUGCUGCGGGUGAAGGAGUCGGAAGUACAGUACCUGAAGCAGGAGAUCAAUUCUCUGAAAGACGAGCUCCAGGCAGCCCAAAGAGAUAAGAAGUAUGCGACUGAUAAGUACAAGGACAUAUACACGGAGCUGAGCAUUGUGAGGGCCAAAGCAGAGCGUGAUCUGGGCCGGCUUCGGGAGCAGCUGCAGCUUGCCCAUGAGGCAAUGGGAGAGCCCUCAAUGGAGGAUAUGGAGCGCAGUGGUUAUGACAUCAUGAAGUCCAAAAGCAACCCGGACAUCCUCAAGAUGGCUGCCGCGGCCGCCAAACGUUCAGAGCGCACAAUGAGGUCAAAGUCUGCGAAUCGUGACAUGCCCUGGGACAGCUAAGGCUGCCUGAAGACCUAUUGACUUCUCCUUUAGGUAAAUCCUAUGGAAAAAGACCAAUGCCUGUAGCAGAGAUCUGAGGAUCCAUUUUCUGGCUGCUUUUUGGCGGUUGCAUUUUGGAAAUAAUAUGCUUGGUUCAGUGUUUUAUUGCUGAACACCAAGUUUCCCCCCAUUUUCCUGUAGCUACUGUGUACUGGAUAUCAUUCAGUACAGGUUUUGUUUUGGAUUGCCAUAUCAGUACCAACCGCAUGUGUCCACAUUUGAUGCUGCGUCUCAUCAAAGUCAGUCCAUUAUUUUCUUGCAGAAUGCUAUUCAUCGGGAUUAGGAGUGCUAUUUCAGCAGCCAGGCUUUUCAGUCACAGAAGGCUGUCACUAAAUCUGGUCUGAGGGUCACACUGGGUCACACCUUGGACCGUUUGGGCUCACGGGUGUGUAGCCACCGUGUGCCUCCACCCCUCUUACAUUAUGUGCUCCCCAGAAAGAGCCAGUGUGCUGUCUCAGGACCUGGUUUCGUUCUGUCUAAAAUAGCACAUUCCAUCCUGACUCAGAAAGGGCUCCUGUGGCGUGUCGAGGCUGGGAGAAGCACCAUUGUGUUUAAGAGGAUAAGAGGAGGCCGUGGUGUUUUGUUGAAAUUUGCACAAGGUGUACGUGUGGUUUUUGAGGUUUUCCCUCACAUCUCACUAUUUCGCUCAAGUGCACUCUUUGACUAAAGCACACUGAAUGUAAUGUUACAUGUGUAUGUCUUUUGCUGUGUUUAAGCUAUUUCUAGGUAAAGGUGAAAGGUAAGGAGCAACAAAGUGGCAUGCAAUCAACAUUUAAGCGACUGUAUCUCCCUAACAUUUAUAGUGCAAUUUUGCAUACUGUGGCUCAGGCUAAACAUAUAAUGUGAGUGCAAGUAAUAAAAGCAGAAUUCAGUGAACAUCGUACAUUAGGUUUACAGUAUGAGGGAGUGUGCAUGUGCAGAUCUGAGCAUCACUGGCUGUGAUGUAUUCUUAAAUAUGUAUUCUCCUGCAUUAUGAUUGUGACUGAAUUAAGCAAGUGACAAAAUGGUAGCAAAGCUUAAAGCUUAAAGCCUGCUUUCUAUGGAAAUAUAUAUAGACUUGAAAUAUAUAUAUAGGUCUAACAUCUUACAGUAUUUUUACAUUCGCAAAGUGAGAUUCAGAAAUAGUGGAGUUCAAGACCAUUUUGUUUUGAUUCACUACAUUUAUAAACAUUUGAAUGCUAUUGUGUGAACAUUAUAUGCAUAGCUGGGAUAUAUAUUGAUGUCAAAUGUGAAUUUUGAAAGAACAUGUCGACUCAGUAAUCACUUUAUUAUUUAGACCUGUACACCAGCUUGUUAAUGCAAAUAUUUAAUCAGCCAAUCAUGUGGCAGCAACUAAUUGCAUAAAAGCAUGCAGACGUGGUCAAGAGGUUCAGCUGUUAUGGAGACCAAAGGUCAGAAUUGGGAAGAAUUGUGAUCUAAGUGACUUUGACCGGAAUAAUUGUUGGUGCCAGAUAGGGUGGUUUGAGUAUCUCAGAAACUGCUGAUCUCCUGGGAUUUUCAUGCACAACAGUCUCUAGAGUUCGCAGAGAAUGGUGCAGAAUAAAACUGCAGUUCCAGCAGUUCUGUGGGGAGAAUUUUUAUGUCCCCUUUAUAUAUACUACAAUUUAAGAUGCAACAUCAAGUCGAUGUAAACCUUUGUAUGUACAGUUUAUAAUUCUAAUUCAAUUCAAUUUUAUUUUGGCAACUGAUAUAUGUACCAUGGAUUACUUAAAAUUUGCAUGUGGAAAUGGAUUCUUAGCAGUUCUUACUGUGCUGGUUUUACACUGUUCCUUUACCUGGAAGUCAGGUGUAAAGUCAGUCUUGCCAAUCAGUAGCACUAAUUAGCUGGGGAAAAAAGGAAACCAGGGCUGGAUUUGGAUUUGAGGGCCAGAGUUGAUUACCCCUGGUAACAGUUUCUGCAUAAAUUCCUCAGCCUAAUCUACUUGUUUCUGCAGGCAGUAUUACAUUUGAGCUAGAGACAAAGUAGUAGGCAGGAGAUAGUAGAACAGAGUGGUGUACUGUAGAUAACAAAUAUAAUAUCAUCUAAUACAGUGUGCCAUUGUGUCCAAGUGUUUUACUGUUUUUGAAACUGCAGGAUGGACAUGUUCAUAAUUACUGAUGCUGUUUUAUUUGUGUCUUUCACUUUAGAGUCUUAAGGAGGGCCUGACUGCUGAGCAAAGACUCCAUUUGUUCGACAACAAGGACACUAAGGAGUUUUAACAUAUACAAACUAUGUCAACCAGUCUUGCUGCAUGUUUUGAGACACACUAUAUUUUAGCCCAGUAAUUAAUCGUCUAGAAACACACUGGUCACAUAAGUCUUAUAUUAAACAUGGUAUGGAGUUUUUGAAUUUUUUGUCUAGAAUCUGCAUUUCAUGCACUUCAGUUACUGUGACUUUUUUUUCAUUGACACGUCUUACUGUAAAUAUUCUAUAUUGUUUUUAAUGAAGCAUCUAUAAUGUGUAUUCUAAACAUUACUGUGUAAGCUACUGUUAAACAUGCUCUUAGUAUGUGUGAAUAGCCAAAGGAAUAAGUCUGUAAUGGCAAAACAUGACAACAUUGAUCACUGAAUAUUACUUAAUAGUCAGCAGUAAAGGUGUUCUUGCCUUCAUCCCACUGUGUAUAACGGUAUGUUUGGACGGUAUGCACAUUCUAAUGCUUCCUUCCAUUGCCCUUAUUGCAGGUGUUUGCAAGCUUUAGGAAUAAUAUUUCAAAGUGAAACAUGUGGCUGCAUCAUCUUACAAGUUUUACUCGACUAGGUUGACCCUUGCUUGUUUACCCGAGUAUUGUUGGCUUGUGCAUACAUGGUGCCUAGAAAUGUAGUGGAAGCUAUAAGAGGGAAAAUAAAAUAAGGACUCAUGAAGGCAAUGGCUGAAUUCACAUGGAUUGAAAUUGUUGGUAUAAUAUAUAAAUUUAUAUAUAUUUUUUCCUUUCUGUAAUCAUAAUGGUUUGCUCAGCUGUGUGGGAGUACAUUUUUUAAGUUGGAUGUUUGUAGUGUCCUUCAUUGGCAGUCCCUUUGUAUUUAUUUGAAUGUUUUGGAUUUUUGUCACACGUUUUCAGUACUCUACUCUGUCAUUGUAAAUAUACAGCAAAUGUACACCAACUGACUACAGGUUUAUUAGCAAUAAAUAUUUUUGCACCCUGA
This is a messenger RNA of Conger conger (European conger), 9999 nucleotides long. RefSeq names its product myosin phosphatase Rho interacting protein (gene mpripb). The coding region runs from base 847 to 6837 and encodes 1996 amino acids. Gene Ontology annotation, cellular component: actin cytoskeleton. Lineage: Eukaryota; Metazoa; Chordata; Actinopteri; Anguilliformes; Congridae. Gene Ontology annotation, biological process: actin filament organization. The record is from RefSeq and is a predicted model, not a curated record. Gene Ontology annotation, molecular function: actin filament binding. The transcript has 24 exons.